UGUCAAAUAACCGAUAUGAACUAUAAGAUCUGACCAUGAGAUACAGAGGACGAUUUGCUAAAGAGGUGAAGGCAAGGAAUCGACAAUGUAAGCAAGAAAAUAUUUUUAAAGCACGAACGUGUAGGAAAAACGCUGUUCAGUCAUGUAAUGCAGACUUGCCGACAAACGCACCGUCAGGUUCCAGUUCUUUGCCACACGAAUGUUCAUCUGCUUGUCCACCAGUUGCUGAAAACACAACAAUCCCAUCUUUAGAUCACUCUUACUCCAUGUUUCCAGCUUCAUCUUCAUUUGAUUUUGUUAAUGACACAUUUUUUUCCGGUAAACUCAGAUCUGUUACUCAUACGCGUUUUGUUGUUGAUUUGCAAUGUCUUUUUGAAAAUAUGAAGUGUAAUUACUGUGACCUGGAACUAAAAUUCAAACAAGCUAUUGGUGUACUUCCCGCUGGGAUAACUGGCCACUUAGUUCUGAGAUGCCACAGUCGUUAUCGGUAUGUGCGGGCCGCUAUGGGGAAGGUACAUCGUGUGCCUAACAAGCACAGGUGACCACCUGUUUUCGAUGUCAAUUCCAAACUGGCAACAGCAAUCCAUCACUCUGGGAUAGGGCCCACACAGGCUAACAACUUUAUCACAGCAUUGAACCUGCCAUUUGUUAGCUCCGGUCUUUUCAAGAAAAGAAGUGACGAAGUCAGUGAUACGUUACAGAGAGUUGCCGUAGCUUUGUCUAAGGAAGUAGAAAUGACAGUUAAUGAUGGGAUUAUCCAUCCUACAGCCCCAAGAAAUUCGCCCCAUGGAUAUCCACCCCAUGCAACUACUGAGCAUGUGAAAGGCAGUGUUGCCUUGGUAGAUGAAACCUGCCUGCAAGAUGGGAUUAUCCAUCCUACUGCCCUAGGAAAUCUGCCCCUUGGAUAUCCAUCCUAUGCAACUACCGAGCAUGUGAAAGGCAGUGUUGCCUUGGUGGAUGAAACCUGCCUGCAAGAUGGGAAUAUGUAUCCUACCGCCCCAAGAAAUCCACCCCUUGGAUAUCCACCCCAUGCAACUACUGAGCAUGUGAAAGGCAGUGUUGUCUUGGCGGAUGAAGCCUGCCUGCAAGAUGGGAAUAUGUAUCCUAACACCCCAAGAAUUCCGCCCCAUGCAUAUCCAUCCCAUGCAACUACUGAGCAUGUGAAAGGCAGUGUUGCCUUGGCGAAUGAAGCCUGCCUGCAAGAUGGGAUUAUCCAUCCUACUGCCCUAGUAAAUCUGCCCCAUGGAUAUCCACCCCAUGCAAAUACCGAGCAUGUGAAAGGCAGUGUUGCCUUGGCAGAUGAAGCCUGCCUGCAAGAUGGGAUUAUCCAUCCUACUGCCCUAGGAAAUCUGCCCCUUGGAUAUCCAUUCCAUGCAACUACCGAGCAUGUGAAAGGCAGUGUUGCCUUGGUGGAUGAAACCUGCCUGCAAGAUGGGAUUAUGUAUCCUACCGCCCCAAGAAAUCCACCCCUUGGAUAUCCACCCCAUGCAACUACUGAGCAUGUGAAAGGCAGUGUUGCCUUGGUGGAUGAAGCCUGCCUGCAAGAUAGGAAUAUAUAUCCUAAUGCCCCAAGAAAUCUGCCCCAUGGAUAUCCACCCCAUGCAACUACUGAGCAUGUGAAAGGCAGUGUUGCCUUGAUGGAUGAAACAUGUCAAAAGCAAUGGUCUCAACAUAGUUAUUACAGCCCUUCAGAUGGUAACCCUGAUUUCAUUUCAUCUGCUCCAGAUAUCCAUGUUGCAGGCAUUAUUGCCUCUGCUGAUGGGGCAUACCAAAAAAGAGGUUCUGGACAAAGUCACAACAGUCUUUCAGGUACAGCAACUCUUAUAGGAAAAAGAACUGGAAAAGUUAUUGCAGCUACUUCACAAUCCAAAAGAUGCAGAACUUGCACACUUGCGAAAAAGAGGAAAGUUACCCCGAGGAAGCAUAAAUGUGUCAAAAACUGGACAGGGUCAGCAAAGUCAAUGGAGGCUGAUAUGGUGGUGGAAAUGCUUAAAGAUGUAAAGGAAAGGAAUGCCACAGUUACUACACUGAUAGGGGAUGAUGACACAACAGGAUUUCAACGGGCAAGAGAUGAGGUUUUUAAAGAGAUGGAAAAAGUCAGUGACAGCAAUCAUGUUAAAAAAAACAUUUCCAAUCAGCUGUUUAAAUUAAAAGGAAACUUCAAAGAAAUGUCUGUGAAAACCAUCAAUGCUAUUAUCAAAAGCUUCGAGUACAUGCUAGCACAAUCUAAGGGUUCAACUGAUUUGAUGAAAAAGAACAUGGAUUCAGUAGUACUUCAUCAAUUUGGUACCCAUGAAAACUGUGGAAACUGGUGCAGAAUGAAGAGUGAUGGAUCCAAAAAGCACAAAAACUUACCAUGGAGUGCUGAUCUGAAGAAUGAACAACUGAAAGAAGAUCUUUUAAAAAUUUUCAGAAAGUUAGAUGUGCAGAAAUUAAGCAAAUUAGACAGCACUAAUGCAAAUGAAAGUUUUGAUAAUAUACUUCGAUCCAAAGCACCCAAAGACAAGCACUACAGUGAAAGUGGCAGUCUACAGAAUCGGCUUGCAGUUGCUGUUAGUCAAAAAAACGAAGGCUAUGGUUACAUUUCCAAGGUAAAUGAAGACCUUGGUUUGAGUCCAGGAAAUGCAACUACAAUGUGUGCUAGGCUAAGAGAUAAAGAUGUGGAAAGAAAACGUAAAGUGGCCAAAACAAAGAAAUUCAAACUUAGACGAUUGCAGUUAAAAUCUGAAAGAAGUCUGGAAACAAGAAGUGCAGAAGUCAGGGAGGGAGAUACAUAUAGUUCCAAUAUCAUGGAUGGAACAAAUGAAACUGACAUAAGAAGAAUCCCUGAAAUUGGAUUUAAACCAAAGUAUGUCUACUUUAAUUUGGAAACGACAGGCUUAGCAAGGACAUCUUCUAUUACCCAGAUAUCUGCUGUGUAUGGUGAAGUAGUCUUCAGUGAGUUUGUUACUCCCACACAGCCUAUAUCAGCAGAGGCAGAGGCAGUCACUGGGAUCAGAUUUGACUCCAGCACUAACCAAAUGACACAGUAUGGCACUGUAGUGGAACACAAUCAUAUCAUGAAUGUUCUGUUGAAUUUUAUUGAUUUCCUUAGACCUCUGAAGGAAAAUAUCGUUCUUGUUGCUCAUAACUGUAGAAAUUUUGACUGUAUUAUUCUGUAUAAUCAGUUAGUAUUACAGAGUCUUUGGAAGUAUUUUUGCGAGCUUGUGAUUGGCUUCAGUGAUACUUUACCUUUUUUCAAAAGGCUUCAUCCAGAAUUUCAAAACUAUAAACAGACAACGUUAGCUGUUAAAUUGUUACAUGAGAAAUAUUCUGCUCAUGAUGCCUUAGAGGACUGUAACAUGCUGCAGAAAUUGGUAAAGGAAACAUCUUCAGAGGGAAUGCUUUUUGAUACAUUUUUCUUUAGUGUAAGUCAAAUUACUGGCCAUGGUGUUGAACAUGCAUCUUGUACUAUUGAGUAUUUGUGUGCUAAGAAAGUUCUAUCAAAAGCAAUAGCCAAAAAAGUUUUAGCCUCAUCACUUACUUAUGAUUGUCUGAAACUUGCAUUUGAAAGAGAUGGGUAUGAUGGGGUUCAUGCCCUUCUUAGUGAGAGAGAUGCUGUAACAGGUAAACCACGAGUAAGUAAAUGCCAGAAAGUUGUUAAAAAAUUGGUGGACUACUUCGCACAGUAAUUGAAUAUUAUGCUUCUUGGUCAUGAUUGUUAUAAUGCAUUGUAUGUAUACAUGUUAAAGAAUAUGGUUUACUAGGGAUUUCCUAUGCAUGUAGAAGUGACUUGUAAUAUGACUGGGAAAAAAAAGAUGUAUUUGCAAAGAAACUUGAGUUUGGAAACAUGGAAUGGAAGUAUAAAAUGUCUCUGUCAAAAUAUGUUAGCAUAAAAAUGUAUGUGUAUAUUUCAAAGAUUGCUUUAUUAUAUAUGACCUGUAUUAUAUGUAGAUAAUUAAUACAUUAAUAUGAAGGAGGAUUAAGAAACGUAGAAUCAAACUAUGAUGAUUUUAAUGAAUUUAAGUUUUCCGAUGUUUCCUAAUGUAUUUUUUUAUGCCCCGCAAUGAAUAUGGCCGGGGCAUAUAGUGUUUGUCAUGUCUGUCUUCCAUCCUUCCGUCACGCUUUGCGUUUACCUCACUUUGAGGCUCAGUUUCAAAGAAACUAUAAUAGAUAUUUUCAUCAAGCUUCAUUUGCUGAUAAAUAAUGAUGAGAGCUAAGCAACUCAUCUGACCUUGACCUCACUUUUAUCAAUUUGUGUUUUAGUUAGUCAAUUUUAAAGAAACCAUUCAUAAUAUUUUUUUCAAUUUCAUAUGCUAAUACAUUUAAAUUCUAAUGUAAGCCUUAUCAACUGCAACAUAUUUUUACAUUGACCUUUCCCUUGACCUUAACUUCAAGAUAUUCUGAUCAAAUUUCAUACACUAAUGCAAAAUUUUAUGUUGCAUUAUUAUUAUACCUUUGCUGGGGCAUUCAUGUCCUAUGGACAUAUUUCUAGUUUUGAAAAUAAAUUACUACUUAAUAUAGGGUAUAUAAUUAAUGGAGGUCAUAAUAUAUAGAGAUUACAUGUAUAAAGGAGAUAAUGGAGGCUUUGUCAUAAUAUUUAUAUAGUUAGAGAAAGAUAUAAAGUAUUUAGAAAAGAAUGUAUCCCAGGAAUUAAUUGUGUAUAGUAUGAAUAUAUAUAUUACAUGUACAAGUGAUUUCAUUUAUUUUUUGGGUAACAUUAUUUUACAAAAAUACAUGUAAAAAUAAAUGAACAAAAGAUAAAAAAUAAACGUACAUAUAAAUUCUUGUAUGUGUACAAUGACAUAUUUCUUUGUUUUAUCAAUCAUAUAAAACACUCUUUUUUUAUGAGGCCCGUUAUUCUGGAAAUCUUGUUGGCAGACAGAGUGCCCGUUUUCUGAACCUAUUGUGAUAUAGCAGGCACGUAGCAAAGGGGGGGGGGGGGGCUCCCGUGUUAUCCCAACAUUACCCUUGACUAUUGGAAAUGCUCAUUGUAAAGACUGCCCCCCCCCCCCAACUUUAGUAUUGUAGGCUGCAAUGGUACCGGAAGAAGUUGGCAUUGAAAAAAGAUGGUCUCAACCCCCCAUCCCCACCCCUACUGGGAAAUCCCCCCUUCUUGUCAACUUUUCCAGGCAGGUAUAAAAAAAGAAUUCUCUGGCUGGCCCCCUCACUUUCAAAUUGAAAAACAAUGCUACGUCAAUGCACAGUUUCUCCAAGUGCUCGAAGCAGAUUUUCAGCUCUGCAUGCAUGACGUUUCUUCAGUGAUAAGGACGCCACUAGCUCUGAUAGUGCUUUCAUUCCUAGAACAGUUGAUAUUAUGAUAUCCAAUGGAUUAUGGUCUAAACAUUUCCGAAUUUUGAAAUGACCCUUUUCAAAAAUUAUGCAGUUUAGAGUCUUAAGCUAAGUGAUUUAUGCAAAUCAUUGUAGAGGUAUAGAGAAUAUGUCAUUUUGAAGGAUAUCUCAAACCAUAAAAAAAAAAUAACUACUGAAAACAGAGCUGCAUCAGUACAGGUAUACUUCAUUCAUUCAUGGGCGUCAGAAGCAAAUUGAAGAAGGGGGCCGCUAAUCGAAAGUGGGGGCUAAACCAACGAAAGAAAGUAAAUCAUAAAUUUCCAUGCCUAUAUAAUGUCUAUUUUUGCAAACAAAAAAAGGAGGGGGGGGAGCUUAGUCCUACCCAGUUCCGACACCUAUGUUCAUGUAUUUCGAUUUUUAAAGAACAGAACAGGCAGUAUUCAAUCAACAAAAUGUGAUUACAGAUUUUUUAUAACAAAAUUACCACUAAAAUUUAUCAGUAAAAUAAAACAUGUAAAAAUAUGUGAUUUUAUAAUUGCUUUAUCCAGCUUGAUGAAAAUGUUGGUGUACAUUCAUUUCGAUAUACAUAUAUCCUGCAACUACCCCUAGCAGUGACCAGAUGUAACAUAUAAUAAAGAUAGGUUUAUUCUUCAAUGCACUAAAAACCAUUCUGUCUGUAUUGACAUUCUAAAUGCAUUGUGACGUCAUGUAUACUGCAAUGUUAACGUCAAAUGCUAAAAUCUGUUUGAAAAUGGCUCAAGUCCAAUUUUGAGACACCCCCGUCAUGAUAUCAUGUAGUUUUUUUGUUUUUAUUUUACAUGCAAAUGAUAAAAAAAAUAAUCUAAGUAAUAUAUUUCCCAAUAUUGAAUUAAAUCUUAAUAAAUUCUAAUAAAAAAUGCAAUAAUAUCUUAUCGCAUUGGGAAUUUUUGCUAAAAUUUUAGGUUUUGAGAUGCCCCCUUUUGAAAACCAGACGGUAGAAUUUGAUGUUAAGUACAUAUAAUGUAGAAUGUAGCAUUCCUCACUACAUACUACGAUUUGAACGAAAAGUCUAUUGUAGUAUUUUUUAAAUUUGCUUCGAUGUGCCAAAAAAUGACAAUUUCCUAUAUAAUCCUAUAGUAAAAGUACCUGAAUUUUGAGAUGGUCCCCCUAAAAUAACCAGACGGUAGAUUUUGCUGAAACUGUGUAUAUAUAUCAAUACAAGUGUAAGUAAUAUAUGAUAUAAAAAUAAAGAAUUUCGCUAUUGUAGUUUUCCCGCAAAAAAACUAUAGUCGGCCCC
Saccostrea cuccullata (small rock oyster) is the source of this 6547-nucleotide messenger RNA. RefSeq lists its product as uncharacterized. Gene Ontology annotation, molecular function: nucleic acid binding; 3'-5' exonuclease activity. The record is from RefSeq and is a predicted model, not a curated record. Lineage: Eukaryota; Metazoa; Mollusca; Bivalvia; Ostreida; Ostreidae.